AUGGCGGUGGUUCUGCUUUCUCUCUGGGUGCUUACGAGUUUCACCUGGGCCAACCCGCUGCAGGUGUCAGGCAACAGACACUCGGUCUACUGGAACAGCUCCAACAUACAUUUGCGGCGGGAGGGCUACACGAUGCAGGUGAACGUGAACGACUACCUGGACAUCUACUGCCCCCACUACAACGACAGCACGCGCAUGGUGGGCACCAGCGAGCAGUAUGUCCUCUACAUGGUCAGUUACCGUGGUUACCGCACAUGUGACCCGCAGCUGGGCUUUAAGAGGUGGGAGUGCAACCGGCCCCACGCCCCCCACGCGCCCAUCAAGUUCUCAGAGAAGUUUCAGCGGUACAGCGCCUUCUCCCUGGGCUACGAGUUCAACGUGGGGCAGGAGUACUACUACAUAUCCACGCCCACACAUCACCACGGCCGCAGCUGUCUGAGGCUACGAGUGUACGUCUGCUGUUCCACGGCAUCUGAUGCCCAUGAUGAGCCAGAGCCCACAGGAGCAGACUACACGCUCAGACCAGGUCUAAAGAUUGAUGAUAUCGACGAUUACAACACGUUUGUACCGAAGCUGGAGAAGAGCGUGAGCGGCAGCAGUCCGUCCCGUGACCGCCUCCUCCUCACGGUCACGAUGCUCCUGCUCGCCGCUCUCUUCGUCUCCUAG
Molecule: messenger RNA, 666 nt
Organism: Boleophthalmus pectinirostris (great blue-spotted mudskipper)
Lineage: Eukaryota; Metazoa; Chordata; Actinopteri; Gobiiformes; Gobiidae
Gene: efna3b
Product: ephrin-A3b
Exons: 5
Coding region: 1-666 (221 amino acids)
Biological process (GO): axon guidance; ephrin receptor signaling pathway
Cellular component (GO): plasma membrane
Molecular function (GO): ephrin receptor binding
Source: RefSeq, a predicted model, not a curated record